Equus caballus (horse) is the source of this 1441-nucleotide messenger RNA. The record is from RefSeq and is a predicted model, not a curated record. Lineage: Eukaryota; Metazoa; Chordata; Mammalia; Perissodactyla; Equidae.
UCCCCAAACUUUCUUCAUCUCCAGCAUAUAGGACAGCAAUAUGAGGCCUGAGAACAAAAGCAGCAUGUCUGAGUUCCUCCUCCUGGGGCUUCCCAUCCCACUGGAGCAGCAGGGCAUCUUCUUCGCCCUGUUCCUGGGCAUGUACUUCACUACAGUGCUGGGGAACCUGCUCAUCAUCUGGCUUAUCGGGCUGGACUCUCGCCUCCACACUCCCAUGUACUUCUUCCUCAGCCACUUGGCCUUCUCUGACAUUUUCCUUUCAUCUGUCACAGUUCCAAAGAUGCUCAAGAACAUGCAGACUCAGCAACCAUUCAUCCCCUAUGUGGGGUGCAUUUCUCAGAUGUGUCUUAUCAUAGUUUUUGGUUGUCUUGACAAUUUCCUUCUUGCAGUGAUGGCAUAUGACAGAUACGUGGCCAUCUGUCAGCCACUCCACUACACAACUGUUAUGAGGCAGGAGCUGUGUGUCUCACUAGUAGCUGGGUCCUGGUUCUUCAGUUGUGCACAUGCACUUUUGCACUCCCUCCUCUUGGUCCAAUUUAUGAGGCCAGAGAGCCAAAGCAGUAUAUCCAAGAACCUCCUCUUGGGGCUCCCCAUCCCACUGGUACAGCAGGGUGUGUCCUUCUCCCUGUUCCUGGGCAUGUACUUGACCACGGUGCUGGGGAACCUGUUCAUCAUCCUGUUCAUCAGACUGGACUCUCGCCUCCACACACUUUUUUCUCAGCCACUUGGCUUCACUGACAUCUCCCUUUCAUCUAUCGUGGUUCCUACAAUUCUGAUAAACGUGUGUAGUCAGAAUAAAUCCAUCCCUUAUGCUGGAUGCAUUUCACAAAUGUAUUUAUUUAUUAAUUUUAGUUGCAUUGACAGAUUUAUUCUUGGAGUGAUGGCAUAUGACAGGAAUGUGGCCACCUGUCACCCUCUCCACUAUACCAUCAUCAUGAGGGAUGAGCUUUGUAUUAUUCUACUUGCUGGAUCCUGGUACUCGUCUUGUAGCCAUGCUCUGUUGCACACCCUCCUCGUAGACCAGCUGUCCUUCUGUGCAAGUACUCUCAUCUCCCUCUUCUUUUCUGAUCUUGCUGUUGCUAAGUCCUCCUGCUCAGACACCUUCCACAAUAAGCUGCUUAUGCUCAUUAAGGGAGGACUGAUCUUCAUUCUGCCAUUGAAUGCUAUCUUGGGCUCAUAUGUCACCAUGGCAGUCAUCAUCCUGAAAGUUCCCUCCAUCAAGAGAAUCUGUAAAGCCUUAUCUACAUGUAGCUCCCACCUCUUUGUAGUAUUUUUAUACUGUGGGGCAAUUGAAGGUGUUUACUUUUUCUUCUCAGCAGGCAACUCCAGAGACAAGGAAAUUGCUUCUGUGAUGCACAAUGUUGUCACCCCUAUGCUGAAACCAUUUUUUGAUAGCUUGAGGAAUAAAAUCAUAAAGCAUGUUUUUCCGAAAAACUCAUGA